AUGGCUAGCAGCGGCUCCGCGCCCGGGGGCCCGGGCCCGGGCUCGGGCUCGGGCACGGCGUUACCCACCCGUUUCCAGGAGACCGAGAAGCUACUGUCGGCGACCGACGGUCGGGAGGAGAAGGGCCUCCGCGGUUCCAAAUCCUUCACGGCCGCUUUGCCCGGCGAGGCGGAGCGCAACGGGCACGGGCUCGCCUACAAGUCGGUGUCGGUCGGGCACCUGGAAGUGGCCCCGCUCUCGCCAUCCCGGCUCAGCCUUGGCAGAGCCUCCUCCACGGCCACCAGCACGGUGGCACCGGAUCAGGGCCGCCCCCGGGACUACCUGGUGCUCGCCAUCUUCUCCUGCUUCUGCCCCGUCUGGCCCAUCAACAUCGUGGCCCUUGUCUUCUCCAUUAUGUCCAGGAACAGUGGGCAGCAAGGAGACGUAGACGGAGCCCGGCGACUCGGCCGCAUGGCCAGGCUGCUCAGCAUCGUCUCCAUUGUCCUGGGGACCAUCAUCAUCGUGCUCUACAUCUCACUCAGCCUGAGAGCGUCCUAG
Indicator indicator is the source of this 537-nucleotide messenger RNA. RefSeq names its product trafficking regulator of GLUT4 (SLC2A4) 1 (gene TRARG1). The transcript has 3 exons. The coding region runs from base 1 to 537 and encodes 178 amino acids. Gene Ontology annotation, cellular component: membrane. Lineage: Eukaryota; Metazoa; Chordata; Aves; Piciformes; Indicatoridae. The record is from RefSeq and is a predicted model, not a curated record.